Molecule: messenger RNA, 966 nt
Organism: Suillus subaureus
Lineage: Eukaryota; Fungi; Basidiomycota; Agaricomycetes; Boletales; Suillaceae
Exons: 2
Coding region: 1-966 (321 amino acids)
Biological process (GO): glycosphingolipid biosynthetic process
Molecular function (GO): hexosyltransferase activity
Source: RefSeq, a predicted model, not a curated record
AUGGGUAUGGACUGCUACGAGUUAGCGGGAACAGUAAGAUUUGCAGAAGGGGAACGAAAGGCAGAGGAGCGGUAUAUCCCAUCAGAGGAGCGAGCACAGUUCCACACAUAUUGGCGCGUCGAUCUUGCACCCUUCGGUGAGAGACAAGAGUACAUGCUAAAGUCAUUCUUCGCUACGCAAGACCUCCCCCGCUCUCAUCUAAUACUCUGGUCGAACGGUGAUUUAUCACUCUAUUCUGUGGUGCAAAAGUAUCUCGAACUGUUUCCCGGCUCGUUCACACUUCGGAUAGUGGAUAUAUCUGAAUUGGCCAAGGGCACGGCAAUGGAGAACCACCGCUUACUCAACCUCGAGGACAAGAAAGCAUGGGUAGACGGCGACCUCGUCCGCUUACUUGUCAUCUGGGCAUACGGCGGCGCUUGGAUAGACAUGGACAUGCUCCUAACCCGAGACCUCUCUCCAUUGCUUGAGCACGAAUUCGUAACGCAAUGGGACUGCUACGACAAGAUUUACCAACCGUUUAACGGUGCGCUUAUGCACUUUCGCAAGCACUCGCCUUACCUCUGCGAGGCCUUCCAUCUCAUGGCACAUAGCACUCCCCCGCGCUCUCCAAGCACUGAUUGGGGCUCAGUUCUUUACCAUAGGCUGUGGCGGCGCCUCCUCAACGAAUCCAUACCUCCCUUCAAAAUUUUACCGUUCUGCUUCUCCGACCCUCUAGUGUGUCGUCUCGAUAACAGAGCGCCAGAGCCGUUUGAGCCUGAUCGCUUGGACGGGAAGUGGACCGGCAGACCCGGCGAGGGGCUUGAGGAGGGUGGAGCACUGGAUAGGGCGCUAGGCAAGAUAUUUGCGGUGCAUUUGCAUAACCGGUGGGAUAAAGCAUUUCCCAAGGGCGGUUGGGUGGAUCGGUUCUUGUUGAGGAGACAUGAGGAGGAGAUAGAGAGGAAGGUGCGAAUAAAUGGUGAGCUCUGA